This is a messenger RNA of Perognathus longimembris pacificus (Pacific pocket mouse), 1884 nucleotides long. RefSeq names its product solute carrier family 13 member 4 (gene Slc13a4). Gene Ontology annotation, molecular function: transmembrane transporter activity. The record is from RefSeq and is a predicted model, not a curated record. Lineage: Eukaryota; Metazoa; Chordata; Mammalia; Rodentia; Heteromyidae. Gene Ontology annotation, cellular component: membrane. Bases 1 to 1884 code for a protein of 627 amino acids. Gene Ontology annotation, biological process: monoatomic anion transmembrane transport. The transcript has 16 exons.
AUGGGCUUGUUACAAGCCGUCCUCCACGCUCGGAACCUGCUGCUGGUCAUCGGAGUCCCCCUGCUGCUGCUGCCUCUGCCCAUCCUCCACCCCAGCAGUGAGGCUUCGUGUGCUUACGUGUUGAUCGUGACGGCUGUGUAUUGGGUGUCAGAGGCGGUGCCUCUAGGAGCUGCAGCCCUGGUGCCUGCUUUCCUCUACCCGUUCUUCGGAGUUCUCCGAUCCAGUGAGGUGGCUGCUGAGUACUUCAAGAACACCACGCUGCUACUGGUGGGGGUCAUCUGCGUGGCGGCGGCCGUAGAGAAGUGGAACCUACACAAGCGCAUCGCCCUGCGCAUGGUCCUGAUGGCUGGAGCCAAGCCAGGCAUGCUGCUGCUCUGCUUCAUGUGCUGCACCACCAUGCUGUCCAUGUGGCUGUCCAAUACCUCCACGACCGCCAUGGUGAUGCCCAUCGUGGAGGCCGUGCUGCAGGAGCUCAUCAAUGCUGAGGACGAGCAAGUCAUGGCGGCCAACGCUAGCCCAGAAGAGGCCGAGCCUAUCAAUCUUAAUGGAAACAACAGCCAAGCCUCUCUGGAACUCAUCUUUGUCAAUGAAGACUCAUCAACUGCAGACCUCACUUCCCUGAUGCAGAACAAGAACCUGAAUGGUAUGCCUGCCAUCACCAACGCCAUCAAAGCAGCGAGCCAACACCAGGGCAAGAAACAGCACCCACUUCCGGAAAAGCCACGAGCCCUGACGCCCCAUCCCCAGAACCAGGAACUGAACAGGAAGUACAGGUCCCAGCAUGACCAAAUGAUCUGCAAGUGCCUUUCUCUGAGCAUAUCCUACGCCGCUACCAUUGGUGGCCUAACCACCAUCAUUGGUACCUCCACCAGCCUAAUUUUCCUGGAACACUUCAACAACCAGUACCCGGCCGCGGAGGUGGUGAACUUUGGCACCUGGUUUCUCUUCAGCUUUCCCAUCUCCCUCAUCAUGUUGGUCGUCAGCUGGUUCUGGAUGCACUGGCUCUUCCUGGGCUGCAACUUUAAAGAGACCUGUUCUCUGAGCAAGAAGAAGAAGACCAAAAGGGAAGAGCUGUCCGAGAAGAGGAUCCAGGCAGAAUACGAAAAGCUGGGUGACAUUAGCUAUCCUGAAAUGGUGACUGGAUUUUUCUUCAUCCUGAUGACCGUGCUGUGGUUUACCCGGGAACCGGGCUUCGUCCCUGGCUGGGAUUCCUUCUUUGAAAAGAAAGGCUACCGCACGGAUGCUACGGUCUCUGUCUUCCUUGGUUUCCUCCUCUUCCUCAUUCCAGCCAAGAAACCCUGCUUUGGAAAGAAGAAUGAAGGGGUGAGCCGGGAGUCGUCCCGGAAGAUAGAGCCCAUUAUCACAUGGAAAGACUUCCAGAAAACCAUGCCUUGGGAGAUCGUCAUUCUGGUGGGAGGAGGCUAUGCUCUGGCUUCAGGAAGCAAGAGCUCCGGCCUCUCCACCUGGAUCGGGCACCAGAUGCUGUCUCUGAGCAGCCUCCCGCCGUGGGCUGUCACCCUGCUGGCGUGCAUCCUGGUGUCCAUUGUCACAGAGUUUGUCAGCAACCCAGCCACCAUCACUAUCUUCCUGCCCAUCCUGUGCAGCCUGUCUGAAACGCUGCACAUUAACCCGCUCUACACCCUGAUCCCAGUCACCAUGUGCAUCUCCUUUGCAGUGAUGCUGCCCGUAGGCAACCCCCCCAAUGCCAUCGUCUUCAGCUAUGGGCACUGCCAGAUCAAAGAUAUGGUGAAAGCUGGCUUGGGAGUCAAUGUCAUUGGCCUGGUCAUCGUGAUGGUGGCCAUCAACACCUGGGGUAUUAGUCUCUUCCACCUGGACACUUUCCCAGCCUGGGCUAAGGUCAGCAACAUCACCGAUCAGGCCUAA